Pieris macdunnoughi is the source of this 1332-nucleotide messenger RNA. NCBI's taxonomy places the organism in Eukaryota, Metazoa, Arthropoda, Insecta, Lepidoptera, Pieridae. The record is from the annotation of a GenBank genome assembly.
AUGGAAAACAAUUUGAUAACACCAAAUAAUUACGUUGAUUGCUGUCGUACGUGCUUAAAAAGAAAUCCUAGCAACAUGUUUGAUAUAUUUGAGGAACAGGAUCUGGUCAAUAUAUUGACGUCGUGCACUUCAAUACAGAUCCAAAAAGAAGAUUUAUUACCGAAGAAAAUGUGUGAGUCUUGCUAUGAGUGUCUAGUAACCUUUUAUAAAUUCAAAAAGCUCGCUGAAGACAUAGAUCACCAGUUCAAAAAUAUGGCUGUUAAUAAACACUUAAUUGUACAAGAAAGGCCAGACUUAAAUCUUAAACAAUUGCCAGAUAGUGUUGCUGAAAAUAUAAAUAUUUGCACUGAGACAACUCUAGUAAAAUGUGAUGUUAGUAAUAAAGAAUUUAAGAGCAAAUCUAAAUUAGAACAACAUAUAAAGGAGCAUUCACCAUCAGACUGUAAUAUCAAUCAGGCAAAGUUGUAUAAUAAUCCGAUCAGACAGAGGAUACAGCAAAAUCUACUAUGUAAUGUAUGUAAUAUCGCAUUUAAAUCUAUAAACUCACUAUCAGCACAUAAACGUAAGCAUACAGAGAGAGGGCGUAUUUUGUCUUGUUUCAAAUGUGGUAAAGUUUUUAAAAAAGUAAGUCAUUUGAAACGUCAUGAACUAAUACAUAAUGACAACCACCCUUAUAAGUGUUUUCUAUGCUCCAAAACAUUUCCCUUCGAAAGUCGCUAUAUGGAACAUAUAAAUGAACAUAAUGGAAUUAAAACCCACACAUGUGUGUUAUGUGCAAAGGCAUUCACACAUUUGUCAACAUUAAGAACUCAUUUAAAUAUCCAUAUGAAGAAGACACUGAAUCUAUGCCCAACAUGUGGAAAGACCUUUGUAAGUACUACUAAUUUGAGCCAGCACAUGAAACGGCAUAAUGGGUUGAAGACUUUUGUAUGUACCUUGUGUGCUAAGCAGUUUGUUACUAAUGGAGAACUAAAAUCCCAUAUGAAAACUCAUUCAGGAGAACCUGAGUGUGCUUGCGAUCAAUGUGGAGUCACAUUUACUAAAAAGAGUUCUUUAAACAAACAUAAACUCCGACAUCUUGGUAUAAGACCCUAUAAAUGUGAAACAUGUCCAAAGAAGUUUACAAGUAAAGGAGGUCUUAAGCGUCAUCUACGAAUACAUACAGGUGAAAAACCAUACAGAUGUGAAAUAUGUAAUAAAGCAUAUACACAGAGCAACGAUCUCGUAAAACAUACGAGAGCACAUCUUGGAGAGAAAUUGUAUAAAUGUUCGCACUGUCCAGAAAUCUUUCGCUUACAAACAGAUCCACUUGUCUUCCUAUUCAUCCAGUAA